GAAUUUGAGAUCGAUGGAUUCUUGGGUCGACCGCUUAAUAGGCAGCAAAGUAAUGAUAUUGGCACCGUACUUGGUUUCAUCUCACAUGACUAUUACUGGCCAAUUGAUAAGUCGAAAGAGAAGGGUACUAUGCUGGAAGAGGUCAUACUGAAGUUAGAGCUGAAACUUGAUAUGGGAGACAUAAGAGAAAGGCCUGUGGAGAUGGACAAACUUUGGGACUGGUUUCAGAAAAUUGUGAAGGAUAGAAGGAGCAAAACAAAAGCUACUCAUUAUUCUAUCAACAAGCAAAUGGCAAGGCAAAACAAGCCUAGUUAUCUAGAUGAAGAGACGUGGAAAAACUUGUGUGACCAUUGGGACACUGAAAAAGUGCAGGAAAUUGCUCAGAUGAAUGCAGCAAAUCGGGGUCAAGUGAUGAAUCUAAACACUGAGGGAAGAGCAGCCUAUGUUUGCGUGUAUCAAGAGAAGAAAGCACAGCAAGAGAGUGGUGAGCUGUCAAAGAUGGAAUUCUUCAAGUGGCUGGAUACCAAGGAUACUGGAGUUUGGAGGAACCCACACAAAAAAGAACAAUAUGAAAAGAUGCAGGAGCUUUUCAUAUAGUUUUGGGUUACAACUCGGGAUAUUGUCAUGGACUUGGGUAUGGACAGGCAGCCCCAUCUAGGAGGAGAGAUAAUGUGGAUGCCAACUAUGAACAACUAUUCAGGGAUAAAAGCCAGCUACAAGACCGGUGUGCGAAUCUUGAGGAGCACGUGACUCAACUUAAUGAAAAACAAGCUGAGUCUAAUCAACAACUUGCAGCGACUACUGACAAAUUGACAAGGGUAGAAGAAGAACUUGCAGAAUUUAGGAGGAUUAUGGCGAACCUUCAAGCUAGAGGCAACAUUUAGCUAAACAGAUUACCUUUGUGAUGAUUAGUAUUUUGGAUGCACAGUAGCUAAAGAAGCCAUGCUUAGCUAACUUAGAAUUUUGGUUAUCAACUAGUGUUGAUCUUUUUGCCAUGGACAAUGAUUCGACAGCAUGUACAUGUCGUGAAGUCUGUUCCUAUGAUGUGCAUAACUCUAGAUAUAGGGGGCUACUAAUAUUAAGAUUCCAAAUGUUAUGGAUAAUUAUAUAUGAGAGAUUGAGAUCCUAGUAGUACUAGUAGUAUAUAUGGCUUGUAUAAACGACAACGGAGCUACCAAUUUGAACUAUGUUAUGAGCUAUAAAGGACUUGUGUUUAUCUAAACAGGUUGUUAUCAAUACAAAAGAUCAACAAAAGAAAUAACAGCAAUGCAG
This is a messenger RNA of Linum tenue, 1272 nucleotides long. Lineage: Eukaryota; Viridiplantae; Streptophyta; Magnoliopsida; Malpighiales; Linaceae. The record is from the annotation of a GenBank genome assembly.